Molecule: messenger RNA, 4355 nt
Organism: Spodoptera frugiperda (fall armyworm)
Lineage: Eukaryota; Metazoa; Arthropoda; Insecta; Lepidoptera; Noctuidae
Gene: Hex-A
Product: hexokinase type 2
Exons: 9
Coding region: 425-1783 (452 amino acids)
Biological process (GO): glucose 6-phosphate metabolic process; glycolytic process; intracellular glucose homeostasis
Cellular component (GO): cytosol; mitochondrion
Molecular function (GO): D-glucose binding; ATP binding; glucokinase activity
Source: RefSeq, a predicted model, not a curated record
AUCUAGUUUGGGAGAGCUCCAAGUUUCGUUAUUUUGGUGCCAAAGUACGACCAGAGCAGUCAUUGUUACCUAACCAUAAUAAUACUCGCUUUUUAUUAAUUUUCCCAAGAUCAUUACGGUCAAAACCCUUAUUGAUAAAUAUAAGUGAAUUCGUGAAUAGUUUUAUAGAUCACCAGCGGUGUUUUGAUGGCCGUUGAUAAUUUUAUAAUGCAUGCGUGUGUACUGUAAUAAGUAGAUGUAAUUCCACCGCAAUUCAUUGGACGUAAUUUAGAUAAAGAUUAUACUGUGGUAAAUGUCAAGAUAAAGGAUUUUAUUGUGGAGCUUCAUAGAAAAGACGUGUUGGAGAAAUAGUUGACUUAUUUCCAUAUUAACUGUGAGACCGAGUGCGUCGGUGAAAACUACUACCUCUGUCAAGAUCGGAAAAAUGGCUGCGGACUUGGUUGACUAUAAGAUUCGCGAAGAAUGCGAAGUUCUGCACUUGACAGAUAAACAAACCAAGGAGAUUAUGAGCAGACUCCAUAAUGAUUUGGUCAAAGGGCUUGGAAAAGACACACAUGCUGAUUCCAUUGUCAAGUGCUGGAUCACUUACAUUCAAGAUUUACCCAAUGGAAAAGAACGCGGUAAAUUCCUCGCUUUGGAUUUAGGAGGAACUAAUUUCAGAGUUUUAAUUAUAAACUUAGGAGAAAAUCACUUUGACAUGCAGUCCAAAAUUUACGCUAUUCCAAAUCAUAUUAUGACUGGUACAGGUGUCGCCUUAUUUGAUCAUAUAGCUGAAUGUUUAGCUAACUUUAUGAAGGAGCAUGAUGUUUACGAAGAGAGACUAGCCCUUGGUUUUACGUUUAGCUUCCCUCUUAAACAAUUGGGACUCACAAAAGGAAUUCUGCAGCGAUGGACAAAAGGCUUUUCUUGUUCUGGCGUAGUAGGAGAGGAUGUCGUUCAAGGUCUCAAGGACGCGAUUGCUAGACGAGGGGACCUUUCCUUAACUGUGAUGGGCAUUCUUAAUGAUGCAACCGGCACUCUUAUGUCGUGUGCACAUAAGAAUCCAAAUUGCCGAAUAGGGAUUAUAAUUGGUACUGGAAGCAAUGCUUGCUACGUAGAGAAGACAGAGAACUGUGAAUUGUUUGAUGGUGCGCCUGGAAAACCUGAACUCCUUAUUAACACCGAGUGGGGUGCAUUCGGAGACGAUGGUGCACUGGAUUUCGUCCGCACAGAGUUUGACCGCGAAGUCGAUAACAACUCCAUUAAUAAAGGAAAACAAAUACAAGAGAAGAUGAUUUCUGGCAUGUACAUGGGCGAAUUGGUUCGCUUAGCGCUAGUGAAGUUCACAAAGAUGGGACUCCUGUUUGGUGGACGCGGCUCAGAUCUGUUAUUCCAGCGUGGAAGCUUCUACACCAAAUACGUAUCAGAAAUCGAGUCUGACAAACCAGGAGACUUCACCAGUUGCAUGGAGGUGCUGGAAGAACUCGGUCUAUCCCACGCGUCGGAGGCUGACAUGGCAGCGGUGCGCCACGUGUGCGAGUGCGUGUCGAGGCGCGCGGCCCACCUGGUGUCGGCCGGCAUCGCCUGCCUGCUCAACAAGAUGAACGAGCCCCGCGUCACCGUCGGCAUCGACGGCUCCGUCUACCGUUUCCACCCUCAUUUCCACACACUCAUGUGCGAAAAGAUCGCGCAACUUGUGCGGCCCGGCAUCCAGUUUGACCUGAUGCUGUCAGAAGACGGUAGCGGCCGUGGUGCCGCCCUAGUAGCUGCAGUGGCGUGCCGCCAGAGCGGCUCCGUCGCGUAGACAACACCUGCCUGCACCGCACACGGCGAACUCUCCGACGACACGCGUUCCCCGCGACAACUCUGAGCCUUCGCAUGUAAGCCGCCUAAGCAAACAGACACUGCAGUGAUUAUCUCCUAAAUACUAACAAUAUAUUUUUAACAAAAAAUAUUUACACCUACGUGUACCUUCUAUCACUAAAAAAGUUUUUAACUGUUGUUUACAGUUUUAUGUCAUACCCACAAUAUACUUGACCGUUUAAAAGGAUGGCUCCAUCUUGCGGUUAAUUCAGUAAGUUUAAAUAAAACAUUAGGCCGUAGUUUUCAAAACUCCAACGGCUUUCAUGCAUCUGCUCUCUGUUGGAUUAAAAAAAAUGUCGUUGCUAAAAAAUAUUUCUGUUCCAAUCUUUUGGCACGUUAGACACUAAGAUUCAAUAUUUCGCCGAAUACGGGAACUUAAUUUUACUUAAAUGCGAUUUGUUGUGUACUUAUAAUGACUUAAAUCUAGUCAUGGGAUUAAGAGCUGGCCUUUAUAAAGUUCUGUAUUUAUUAUUUUUGUAUAUUUUAUUAAGGCUCUUACACACCUAAUUUUGAAAUAUGUAAAAGAAUAAGACUGAUGUAUAGAUGAUAAUAUCAUCGAUAUAAUUAGUCUACAAAAUUAAAAUUGAUCUUAGUGUCGAUCGGAAAACCGCGAUACCGAGCAUUUCCUUGCCAGCAUACUGUAAUAUGGCUCAGAAUUCUUUUCAGUGACUUGUGUUAGCAAUAAGUAGUUAGUGAUAUAGUUAUGUAUAUUAUAUCGGAGAGAUAGCUCUUAUAUUGUUAAGUAGGUAUGUAAUUUUAUAUACUAAUAGCAACUGUUAAUAAAAUUAGAAUGAUGAUAUUAAAAAUUACUUAAAAACUGAACACUAAUUACGAAGUACUUCUUUAGAUGCAUUGUUUAUUCAUACAAUAAUAUAGACAUAUUUUAUACAUCGACGAUGUCGACUGAUGUAUUUUCUAAACAUUUAUCCGUUAUUUUGUUAUAAUUCAAGUGCUGAGUACUUAAAAUGACACCGUUUAUAUAAGAUUUUAUCGAAGCUCUGGCUAGACUAACAAGGACCACACAAAAUACUAUAUUGAAAUUAAAUUAACUAACUUUUGCCAUUUAAUAGGAUUAUCCUGAUAUUGAUGCUAUAAGACAGUUAAAUUUUGAUGUGAAUCUCAAAAUCUUCUUGGUAAAUGGCAGUUAAAGAUCUAACUAAAGCACAUCACUAAUACUUACUAUGGACGUGCAUAGUUACAGCACAUUUUUAAUAGCAUCAUUCCAGCAAGAUGUUGUAUAAUAGCUAUGAGAACUUUAAAAGAUUGCCUAGCCAGUUUAUGCAAUGAAAAAUUAUUUUAAUAGAGCUAUAUUAGAUACUAAAAUUAGAUCAAUGAAAUUAAAGAAGUUGCUUAAGUGUUUUGAUAUUUUACUGUGAUAGAACUAGGACUAGUUCAAGUAUAUUAUUUUCUACAAAUAGUUUAUCAACUUUUUUUUUAAUAAUUAGCACUUGAAGCCGUUUGGGUGCGUAUAAUUUGGUCUGAAUUAAACAAAAUAUGUAACACAACAAUAGUAAACAUUAAAGGAACAGCAGUGUUAUUCAAAGUGUUUCGAUUAUAAUCGGGUGCACGAUUUCGCAACAUACAUAUAAUGUAUAAAUCAACCACGCCCAAUCAUAGUUCCUAGUUUCAUUAUAUAGGUGCAUUUUAAUUUAUGUAUGAUACGUUAUGUGUUGUUACAUGUGUGUGCUACCGUACUGUGACGAACACUCUUAGAUUUAUUUACAAUUACUAUGUUAUUUAUUAAUAUCGGUGAAUUAAGUAUACAAUUUUAGAAUUUAUUAAGUAGACACAUCUUUUCUUUUAACAAAAAAUGUAAGUACAUUAUAAUUUAGUAGCACUAAUGUAUAACUUAACCACGUCAUAACAAUGGUUUUAUUUUGCGUAAAAUUAUGGAUGAAUAUAAAAGUACAAGAAUAUUUUUCAUGUAUUUUAUUGAUGUAAUACAGGAAUAUGCGGUAAUAAAAUAUGGUUGCAGUUUGCUAUGCUCUAUUUAUUGUAAACAAUUCGGCAAUGAAUAAUAUAAUAAAAUAUGUUCACUUUACAUGCUUUGCUCAAACGGAAAUUGUAUAUACAAUAUUAUAUUUAUAUAAAUUACAGGAAUCUAAGAAGUACCCUUAAGGUUUCUUGUUUCAUAAUUGUAUGACCAUUUAAAGGUAUGGAAACUUUCUGCAAUAAUUAACAAAAUGCCACAUUCCAUUGUAUCUGGAGGGUCAUAAAUUGUGUGUUGAUUUUAUUACUACCCGCAGAAAAUGUACAUAUCAAUAAGCCAAAAAUAUCGUAUGGCGUACAUAUAUUUAUUUAUGUUUAGAAAUAGCUAUGUAUUUUAGAUAUUUUUUUUUCAAAAAUUAUUGAUUGUUAUUAUUAUUACAUGCUUAUAGAUAUUUUUUGUAAUAAGUUCAAUUAUGUUUGAACCUGUGUAAGGUAGUAAUCAAAUUCAUUAUAUACCUACACGCUAAAGUAUAGGAGCCCCUAGAAAUGUUAUUAUUUCAAAAAUAAAUUUGUAUAAAACCUAA